UUUUUGGCGCUCGAGAACGAGACCUACAGCCUAUUUAACCUAUAUUUAUUUACAUAAUGAACCUAAUUAAAAAACUAAAAACAUCUUAAAGAUUGCUUUUAAACAUGAAUAUAAAUUGUGUUAUUUGCAGUGAUUUGUUUGAAGCACAUUCUGAAGUUUACAGCACACAAUGCGGUCAUACGUUUCAUUAUGCAUGUCUUAUGCACUGGAUGGAAAGAUCGAAAAGUUGCCCCCAGUGCAGAAACAAAUGUACGGACAAGACAAUACAUAGGGUUUAUUUCAAUAUAUCAAACACUGAGCAUAUAAAAGAAGAUGUGGGAACGCUGCAGAGUAAAUUGGAUAACCUAAAUUUUCAGAUAAAGCUAAAAGACAAGGAUAUCAAAAAUUUUGGUGAAAAAUAUACCAAAAUUAAAAAAAAUAAUGCGGCCUUAAGAGAAGAAGUACAACAACUGGAACAUGGAAAAAAAGUAUUUGAGUCUGCGAUACAUGCUUUGAAAGACCAACUAUCAUACUUCAAGUCCAAGGCAAAGGACGUUGAAAAAAUAAUCGAAGAAAAUCAAAAGCUAAAAACAAGAUUAAAGGAUGUGGAAAAUGUACAGCAAGCAAUUAACGGCAGCAGGGCUGAAGUAAACGAAAUGAUCAAGAACCAAAAUAAUAUAGAAUCACUGGCCAUAUUAGCAGCAAUGUUAAAAAAAUCACUCUUAGAGGCUGAAAGAAAGAAAAGAGAUUCUGACCAUACAUUAAAACAAUCUUUAAAUGAUGUUACCAAGUACAGACGGGAAGCUAACACUUUUGAAUGUCAAUAUAAUGAAAUGAAAACUGAACUGGAACAAGUUAAAACAAAUUGGAAUCAAGAAAAACAAUACCUAAAAAAUAAAAUAGUUGAAUUAGAUGAAAAAUUAAGAAAUAAAUGUGAUACUUCUCAGGAUAUAACCAAUAGCAGUAUUAAGAGAAUAAUGGAUGAAAGUCCUAUAAAUUUUAAUAGAAGGCCAAAAUUAACUUCUUCAAAUGAAAUUGAUUUAAGUGAUUCACCACUUUCAAUGAGUGAUAAAGUAAAUAGGAUUAUUAAUUCAGAUUCUCCAUAUGUACCUGUUAAAAGUAGUUCUGUUGGAAUUGCUUUGUUAAACACUAAAUAUACCACAAAACCAUCCACAUCCACAAAGUAUACUAUAUUUAAACCAGUUCCAAGUAAACUGGAAAAUGUAAAAUUGACAAAGCAAAAAAGUGAUGAAGUAAAUUAUAAUGGUUUUGGAGGGACAAGUAAAGAUGACUUUUAUCCAUCCCCAAAACCGACCACUACAAGCCUUAAAAGGCACAAAUCACAAACACACGUACCUUCAAGUAAAUUUAGAAAGCUUUCAGCAAAUAAAUCAAAAAAUUCUAAACUAACAGAUUUUGUAGUUUUAGACUAAUUUUUUACUUCUUAUUUAUAUUUUAAACUUUUUUGGUAUUUUAUUUAAAAUAAAUUUUUC
Molecule: messenger RNA, 1472 nt
Organism: Brassicogethes aeneus
Lineage: Eukaryota; Metazoa; Arthropoda; Insecta; Coleoptera; Nitidulidae
Source: the annotation of a GenBank genome assembly